AUGGCUCAAGUACAAAGAAGAAACACCGAUAUAGGGGACAAUGUCCGCGAGAAGCAGGAGCGCCGCAAGUCCGGAAUUUUUUCCUUUACUCGAUCUUUCAAAAGGUCGCCCACAGACGCUGGGAAGGGUGACACAACGUCAUCACCAACGACACCGCCCCUCGAACCGGUGCUGAAGAAGACCAAUUCUUCUCGCAGCAUACCUGCUGCUACACAGACAUCUGAAGUCACAGCUGAGGCAGAACGCCCCUUGGGCUCUUCUCCGCCUCGGCCCCAUACGGCGGCGUCCACUGAGGCGCUCCAGAGGCUGGCAACCGGUGGCGACAAGUCCUCAGAAGGCCUCCCAACACCUCCCGACACCCCUGGUCCUUCAACGACAGCGACAGCCACAUUAGAGGACGUCCAGGACACAAGCAAUGAUGUGUCAGCUCCCGACUCAACCGUCCCUACGUCAAUAGACGAGCCAAGAGAGUCUUCAUUGCCUGAACCCCAGAAAACAGUUCUUUAUCACGAAGAAGCCGACCUUCAGGUCAGAGUCCAAGAAACAGACGGCACAAACGCAAUCUACUCUGUCCGCUCCAGCACCUUGGAAAGUGCGUCUCGUGUCUGGAAAGAGAAACUCGCGUCGCAGACAACUAAGACAUACCAGUCCGCCGAGCCUGCGUACGGACUAGAUGUCAUCUUCUCCAUUGCCCACUACAAGUUCCACGAUGUUCCCCGGAUCCCCAGCAUCGGCAACUUGUACGACGUUGCGCUUGUGGCAGAGAAAUUCCAGACAAUCCAUCUCUUGGUGCCUUUCAUCAAGGGAUGGAUUGCCGGGCUUCCAAGCCAAAUCACGGUUCCCGGCGCCGCAACUGACGAGGACAAGACCCUGGUCACGGGCUGGUUGCUUGGCCAGGCUGAAUGGUUCUCCAAGAUCCUAUCCAACUGUGCGUACAACGCACACAUCGGGCCCGACGGUCAGCUCCUGGACUCCGAGGGCAAGCCCUGGGGCGACCAGCCCGUGUCUGACGACGUGGUCGAGAUCCUCGCCGCCACGCGCCUGGCCGCGAUCGAGAACAUCAUCAAGGCCGUCAGCGAGCCCGUCCAGAAGCUCCUGAACCCGCAAUACUACCCCGAGGAGGACAUCCGGUACUGCCAUGCCCCCGAGGACGACGCCGCCCGCGAGGACUGCGAGCAGCUGCAGCUGGGCUCGGCCAUCAUGGGCCUCACAAAGGCCAAGCUGUGGCCGCCUCCCGAGCCCACGCGCAUCAACGUCAGCCCCGUGCAGCUGGCGAACGCGUAUGGUGAUGUGCGCAUCAGGCGCCACCAGGAGCCCGGUCUGCGUUUCAAGGAGGGCGAGUCCGUUGGUGACAGCCAUGUCAAGUGCGGGUUCGGACACCGCGAGGAGAUCGAGAGCAUCCUGGCCACGCCUGCCCAGCUGUCGACGAGUGUCGUCAAGGAGCUGCACGUGAGGGCCAAGAGGUCUGGGGCCUUCAGCGAGGAGCUCUUCGAGGACCUGAGACACUUUAUCAAUGAGGACUUUGGUGUCGCCGUCGAUGAGGACCUCAAGACGAAUGCUGUGGGAUACAAGCAGAUCACCCUCGCCGCUGCUCCGAAGGGGGCGGAUUCUCAAGUUCAGACCGAAGAGAACAAGCCGAAUGAGGAGAUUGAGGCCUCUGCCGGAGGGGCUGAUGAGUAG
This is a messenger RNA of Diaporthe citri, 1680 nucleotides long. RefSeq lists its product as uncharacterized. The transcript is spliced from 3 exons. The record is from RefSeq and is a predicted model, not a curated record. Bases 1 to 1680 code for a protein of 559 amino acids. Lineage: Eukaryota; Fungi; Ascomycota; Sordariomycetes; Diaporthales; Diaporthaceae.